AUGAAUCUUCUAGGCUUGGCGCUCGUGACUGCUGUAACCGCUCUUCCCAAUGGCUACAAUUUACCAACGCCUUCUGGUCCGCCCUUUAUCCCUCCAAGUUGCAACGAUGGACAAGUACUUCACGUAGACGGCAGGUGCAUUAAACCUCGAGUGCUCCAACGUGCGUUUGUGUAUGAUGUGCCAUCGAACGUAGCUGUUCAUAAUGAGUCAAAGCAUAUUGCAGAACCGAAAGUGGAACGCAAUGUGAUUUUUGUGAGACUUCCUGAUGGUCCUGUAGAACCUGAACCAGUCGUCAUACCUCCUCCGAGACAACAACACGUCCUGUAUGUCCUUAAUAAGCAGUUGGAACAAGGGCAGCGGGUGAUCGAGGUGUCAACACUACCGCCGGCAGAUCCCGAAGUGGUCUUCGUGAACUACGCAGAAGGGGAAAACCCAACUCUUCCUGGUGGAGUAGACCUUCAGACAGCGUUGGGUUCAGCUGCCCCAAAAGAAGGUCAAAUAAUCAGCGAUGUUCAGAAUGGAGGUGGUAUCGGAAAUGGUACCGUGGCCGAUGGUAAUUUUGGAAAUGUUAUUAGCAGUAGUGCCGGAAGUACUGGAAGUGGUAUCGACGGUAACUUCGACAAUACCGGAAGCGACAUUGGAAGCGGUAUCGGUAGUGGUACAGGAGUCGCUAUCGAUGGUAAUCUAGGAAAUGGUUUUGGAGGCACUGUCGGAGGUGGUUUUGGAGACGGCAAUAAAGGUGAUACUAGUACCGAUGAUGUGACCGGUAGUGAAGUCGGUGAUAUCCGGAGUGGUAUUUACACUCCGCCUACAAAUAACUACUCCCCUCCUUCUACAUCCCACAAAACAUACUGAAAUGGCUUUUAUUCCUAACGUAAUGAGUAAUGUGAGUGCGAAAUGAACUCUUAUUGAUACAUAUAAGGGCAAGGGCAAUGCAUGUACUUGAAUAGC
Messenger RNA from Penaeus indicus, 951 nucleotides. RefSeq lists its product as uncharacterized. NCBI's taxonomy places the organism in Eukaryota, Metazoa, Arthropoda, Malacostraca, Decapoda, Penaeidae. Bases 1 to 855 code for a protein of 284 amino acids. The transcript is spliced from 2 exons. The record is from RefSeq and is a predicted model, not a curated record.